GCAGGGCCUAGCCGCCUCCGGAGUCGCCGCACCACCCUCCGAGCUCCGAGCCCAGGGUGCCCCUCGCCCCUCCGGCCGUCACCAUGAAGAUCAAGGAUGCCAAGAAACCCUCUUUCCCAUGGUUUGGCAUGGACAUUGGCGGAACUCUAGUAAAGCUCUCAUAUUUUGAACCUAUUGAUAUCACAGCAGAGGAAGAGCAAGAGGAAGUUGAGAGCUUAAAAAGUAUUCGGAAAUAUUUGACUUCUAACGUAGCAUACGGAUCCACCGGUAUUCGGGAUGUACACCUCGAACUGAAGGAUUUAACACUUUUUGGCCGAAGAGGGAACCUGCACUUUAUCAGAUUUCCAACCCAGGACCUGCCUACUUUUAUCCAAAUGGGAAGAGAUAAAAACUUCUCAACAUUACACACGGUGCUAUGUGCUACAGGGGGUGGUGCUUACAAGUUUGAAAAAGAUUUUCGCACAAUUGGAAACCUCCACCUGCACAAACUGGAUGAACUUGACUGUCUUGUAAAGGGCUUGCUGUAUAUAGAUUCUGUCAGUUUCAAUGGACAAGCAGAGUGCUAUUAUUUUGCUAAUGCCUCAGAACCUGAGCGAUGCCAAAAGAUGCCUUUUAACCUGGACGACCCCUAUCCAUUGCUGGUAGUGAACAUUGGCUCGGGAGUCAGUAUUUUAGCAGUCCAUUCCAAAGACAACUAUAAACGAGUAACUGGGACGAGCCUUGGAGGAGGUACCUUUCUGGGUUUAUGCAGUCUGUUGACUGGCUGUGAAAGUUUCGAAGAGGCUCUUGAAAUGGCAUCCAAAGGUGACAGCACCCAAGCGGACAAACUGGUCCGUGACAUUUAUGGAGGAGAUUAUGAAAGAUUUGGUCUACCAGGUUGGGCUGUAGCAUCUAGUUUUGGCAACAUGAUUUACAAAGAGAAGCGAGAAUCUGUUAGUAAAGAAGAUCUGGCAAGAGCUACUUUAGUUACUAUCACCAAUAACAUUGGUUCUGUGGCUCGAAUGUGUGCUGUUAAUGAGAAAAUUAAUAGAGUUGUCUUUGUUGGAAACUUUCUACGAGUCAAUACUCUUUCGAUGAAGCUUUUGGCGUACGCACUGGAUUAUUGGUCCAAAGGGCAGCUGAAGGCACUGUUCCUAGAGCACGAGGGGUACUUCGGAGCAGUCGGUGCGCUGCUUGGACUGCCGAACUUCAGCUAGAGCAGCGGGUUCCUCUCUGCCGUGAACUGUCGUCCCGGGAGGGACUGAAAACCAGAGGCUAGAUUAUUGCUGCAUUAUUUGUCACUGGGAACCAAAGGAUAGAAGAGGAGCCCUGUUCCUGUUCAUUUGUAAAUGUCACAGUGGUAAAUGUUGCCAUAUUAACAGCGACAACUUGGUGGCAGGUGAAGUGUUUCUGAUUGAAAUGCUUUCCCUUCCGUGUGUAGCCAGUGUUAAAUCCUUAAAUGCAAUACAGCCUCUGACUAUUGAGCUUUCUCUCAAAAAAGAUUUUCUAUUUAUUUUAUGUAGCCAACAUUGCAGUACUGUAUGCUCAAACAAAUUUUAAAAUUCUCAGAAAUGUUUAGCUCAUGAAAAUAAUUUUGAAUAUUUGUUACAAGUCUGUUCUGUGUGUUUUGGUUACUAGUAAGCAGACAAUAACAUACCCUGUAUCAAAAUUAGUUGAAAUGGCAAUCAAAGAUCAUUUUUAUGUGAUUUUAGAAAUGUUAAGGCAAUAUUAAUUAUUCAUUAUUGUAGUUUUCCUAACAUAUCCCCCAAAAAAGCAUGUUUGUGCUCCUUCCCCAGAGGUACAACCACUCUCAAAUGCCAUAAAUUGAAAUACUGUUGUUAAAUAUUAGCCAGAAUUUUAAACGAAUCCUAGAAAAUGCAUAUAUCUGAUGACGUUGCACUUUCUGUAUUUUAUUAGUUAAUCAAUAUAUUUUUUAAUUGGAGGCUUAAUUACUUAUUUGAAAGUGCAUUUGUCGCGGCCCCAGGACUCCUCUGGCGUGUGGCCGCCCUGGGAGCUCUCUCUGGGCCGCGCUUGUCUCGGACCCGGCCAGUCCUUUCUGGUCCGUUGGUCCGAACCAUCAGAGCUAACCACUCAGUUCUAUUAUGAACAGCAACAAAAUCACAUUCAUUCCAAAUGGAUGUUAUGCAAGAGUUCUUUGAAACUCUGGAACUCGGAGGCAGUUCUACAGAAUUAUGAAAGGAUCAGUGUUUUGUACAUUCUGGUAGUAAGAAAAUUACAGUUCCAAAAUCUGUAAAUCUCUUCGCCUUUGAGUUCUCUAUUUUGAAUCCUAUUUUAUAAUGUUAUAAACCUUUUCAGAUUUUCACUUUGGCAGUAACAUUUUGGAAUCCAAUAGUUCAGUGAAGUUGUUUGAGACUUUCUCAUGGUUUUUAUGGAGUAGAGACUUUGGGAAGUUAUUCAUAUCCUUAAAUUGUCAGUACAUCUAGUUGUGCUUUGAAGAGCUUAAAAACUGUUUACACGACAGGAAGAGUUAUUCCAGUGUGUUUCCACAGCACAGUUUUGUUCCAUAGAGAACAGUUCUCAGCAGACCAUUGAGAGGCACUUGAUAAGGACAUUUCUCCUUGGAGUUUCCAAAAUUUGUGCUCAAAUACUUACAGUUUGGUUUUCUUUAUCUAAAGACAUUAACAUGAAUAAUAGAAGUGAAAAUGGAGAGGGGGAAGUAUGUCAACGUACUGUUUUAGAAUUUAGAACUUGAAUUCAUGUCAAUCUGUAGUCAUUUUUGAAGACCUAUAACCAAAUGUUUCUUACUUCUGUGUUUUCAUUGUAGUGACUAGAUACUUCAGCCACAAGCCACUUACUUACUUAAUUUAUUUUAGAAGUUUGUGAUUUGGACAUCUGUACAAAACAUUUUUUAUUUUUAAAUGUCCAUAACUUCAAAUUAUAUUUCUGGGGCAAACUGUAUAUUCUCAGCUAUAGGUUUAGAUGGAAAGAAAUGGAAUGAUCAAAGUCUAUAUAAGUUAAUUUGAUCAAUAUCUUGUUUAAUUGGGACUAUAAUUCCUACUUUCUGUCCUUAAAAAGUACAGUUACUUGCCCGGCUGGUGUGGCUCAGUGGAUUGAGGGUCGUCCAUGCCCUGAGAGGUCCCGGUUCGAUUCCCGGUCAGGGCACAGCCCUGGUUGCAGGC
This is a messenger RNA of Molossus molossus (Pallas's mastiff bat), 3119 nucleotides long. It is a transcript of the gene PANK3, whose product is annotated as pantothenate kinase 3. Bases 84 to 1196 code for a protein of 370 amino acids. NCBI's taxonomy places the organism in Eukaryota, Metazoa, Chordata, Mammalia, Chiroptera, Molossidae. Gene Ontology annotation, biological process: coenzyme A biosynthetic process. The record is from RefSeq and is a predicted model, not a curated record. Gene Ontology annotation, molecular function: pantothenate kinase activity; ATP binding. Gene Ontology annotation, cellular component: nucleus; cytosol. The transcript is spliced from 7 exons.